AUGAUUUUUAUUAGUACACGUAAAAAAUAUCUAGUUAAACUUUUUUCAUAUGCAUCUGUUAUUACGGUAGUCAUCGUUACUGUGUCGAUUAUACAGUUUCUAAACGAUCAAAAUGGACGAGCAUUUGAAUCAGUAAUUCGAUAUGAUUUAAGAAGAUAUCCAACUGAUUUGAAAUAUAUUCUAUUCUGGAAGCCGUCAAAUGAAAAGCCUCAUUCUCAUUUCAAAGCCAGAUCAAGAUUACCAGAUGGUCAGAGCUUAUUUAUAAAACAAAAUUGCAAAUAUAUUAAUUGUUUCAUAACUUAUGAUAAAAACUUGCUAAAAAACGAUCAUCGCAAUAUAGAUGCAGUGGUUUUUAGUGUACGUGAUAUUCAAAAUGUAUCUCUAAAAGAAAUAAAUUUAACGCGAUCAUUGGACCAAAUAUUUAUAUUUCAUUCAUUGCGUUCUUCAGAGGAAUAUCCAGUGUGUAAUAGAUUUUUCGAUAAUUUCUUCAACUGGACAUGGACAUAUAGGCUUGAUUCUGACAUACCAAAACCUUUUAUAAACAUUUUUAACUCUAAAAAUAACUUAGUAGGACCAAGAAAAGGCAUCAAUUGGAAUCCUUUGAGCUGGUCACAUAAUCACAUAAUGAUAAGAAAAUUCAGAAAAACCAAAGCUGUAGCGUGGAUUGUAACAAAAUGCCAAACGAGAUUAAAAUUUCAAGAAUUUGUUAAUGAAAUGAAAAAGGAGUUGAUGAGUUAUAAUUACUCGAUUGACAUAUAUGGACCAUGUGGAGAUAAACAAUGUCCAAAUGGUCAUUUGAUAAAUUGCUUUAAACUGAUAGAGAAGGAAUAUUAUUUUCAAAUGAUUUUAGAAGACGCCUUUCUUGAUGAUUAUAUUUCAGAGUUGAUUGCGUAUGCAAUGUCGCAUGUGGCCGUUCCAAUUGUUUUAGGAUCCCCGUCCAAUUACGAAAAG
Messenger RNA from Brenthis ino (lesser marbled fritillary), 951 nucleotides. Lineage: Eukaryota; Metazoa; Arthropoda; Insecta; Lepidoptera; Nymphalidae. The record is from the annotation of a GenBank genome assembly.